AUGGCGUCUGGCGGGCUUGUGUCGGCGCUGCUAGCUGCUGGUGCGUCAUCGGAAGUGUUUGAGAUGGGAUCGAUCAACCUGCAGCCCUAUGGAAAGGACAGCCGUCCAAUCAAUGUGACGAAACAAGUUUGCCUGGGACGCGUACAGUUUCAAACUGCGUAUGGUCCGCUGUUGCUGCGCGGGCUGCGCGCAUGGGUCGAUGAGACGGUUCCUGCAAUCGAAUUGACGCUGGGUUUACCCGUUAUGAAGAUCCUUGGAUAUACCGACCAAGGUUUGCGCAACAACGCGCGACAGAAAAACGCUGUCUGGGAUAUUUCGGAGGAGUCAACGGUGGUGCCGAGCACGGCUAUGCAUCGGACUCUGCGGUUCGGCCAGGUAGACGACGACAUCGACGAGGACGAAGGGAUGUGCUGCGCAACACCUGACCUCAGUGGAUCGCCUGACACGGCGCAAAUUAAAGCGCUCCUAGCGUCCAAGGUCGACGCCGCCAUUACGGAAGGUAUGGCGCCCGAGAACGUGAGCGAGCUCCAAGCGAUGCUAUUGGAAUUCGAAGAUGUGUUUCGUGUCUCCUUCGGUCGCGAUCCCCCUGUGAGAGUCGAGUCGCUCAAGGUGCGUUUGAAGCCGGGAUCAACGCCUGUGAAGUCUGGCCUGGCUUGCUACGUUAUCCCCCGACGCAUCUGGCAUUUUUGGAACAGCACGUGGGGGAUUUGGAAGAAGCUGGUCUUGUUUAUCGCAGCACCCGGUCACGCUGGCAGCAGCACCAAUAAUCGUUCCGAAGAAUACCCCAGGUGA
Aphanomyces invadans is the source of this 792-nucleotide messenger RNA. RefSeq lists its product as hypothetical. The record is from RefSeq and is a predicted model, not a curated record. The coding region runs from base 1 to 792 and encodes 263 amino acids. Lineage: Eukaryota; Oomycota; Saprolegniomycetes; Saprolegniales; Verrucalvaceae. The transcript has a single exon.